AUGCUGACGACAACGAGGCUUCAUGUCACUCUGGCCAGCAUGAGUCGUCGCCCAAGCACCCGACCACAACUUGCCUACCCACGACGUGCCCCUCGGACAUGGCUUCUUCGGUCAUCUCUACAAUCGACUUUGUGUCCUCCCGCCCGCACACCUCCACAUAGUUUGUCUACUCUCUUGUCUGACCCCCAGUUGCUUUGGCCUUCUCUUCUUCCCAAACAGUCAGUUGUGCUCAGAUCGACUGUCCUGCCUACACGAUACACAUAUUUUGACAAUAUGCAUUUCGAUAUGUUCAUCCACAUAUGGUGGACCCUUUUUUCGUUCAGUCCUCAGUUGAGCUUGCUGUCCAUUGGCAGCAUUUGUGCUGCCAUGUCUGUACCGAGACGUUUCGCUCCACGAUGGUGCACCGAUGCACGAAUAAACGGUGCACUGCAGUGUGAUGGGUUGCAAUAG
Molecule: messenger RNA, 450 nt
Organism: Protopolystoma xenopodis
Lineage: Eukaryota; Metazoa; Platyhelminthes; Monogenea; Polystomatidea; Polystomatidae
Source: the annotation of a GenBank genome assembly